Messenger RNA from Chara braunii, 1965 nucleotides. Lineage: Eukaryota; Viridiplantae; Streptophyta; Charophyceae; Charales; Characeae. The record is from the annotation of a GenBank genome assembly.
UGACAACUUCUGGGACCAUGCGAGGCGUAUGGGCUGGACCGUGGCCCAGGCGAUUGAGAGACUGAGGGGAGCAGGCAGAUUCGAGGAGCCCGUCGCGCGGAUCCGUAGAGAGGCGACGACGAGAUCAGAGGUGGAGUGGAGGAUGCAGGAGCUGCGACCCUCACCUGUGGGACUUGAUGGCAGGCCGAUCCGCCUGGAGAUUGGAAAUACGUCGGAUUUCAUCCCCGCGUUUGAGUGGUUCAUGCAGGGGCAGGGUAUACCGAGAGAUGAUUGGAUGCAGACGCUACCACUCUGGACCAGGAAGGCGGAAAGGCCACUGGCUAGCCAAGUCAGAAACAUGGCCCGAGACUGGGAGAGCUGUAGGGCACAUCUGAGAGAGGCCUUUCGACGGCCAGAGCCCCCUCAGCCCAGAGUUGAAAGGCGUCAGAGGAGUCAGAGGCAGAGGGACCCUGAGCCAAGGGAGGCGAGACCGUCUCGAGGAGGACGAAAGGCCCUAGCUAGGAGAGAGGAGAAGCCGGAGCCAGAGGCUGAGGGGCGAGGCGCGUACCCUGAGUGUGGGUUGGGACCAGUGGAGUUCCAUCGGUUUGCCGAGGGUGGAUUGAGGAGGUCGCCAGCACGCACACAGGAGGAGCCGCCAGCGUCUGAGGAGCCUUUGAGGGAGUUGGAGGCGCAUUUGGAUAUCUCUCAGUGGAGAGCGUCGCCUCGGGGUGAGGAGCAUGGAGAGCAGGCAGAGGAGGUGCUACAAGAGGAGGUGCCGCAGGAGGAGGUCCAGGACACUCAGCGAGAGAGACGGCUGGGCCAUGAGGAGAGACGUGCAGGGAAGGAAGUGAUAGAGGUUGGAGAGGACACGCCCCCUCAGACGCCAGCGGUGGGUUUGAGACUCGGGGAUGCACCGGGGAGCACUCGCCAGGUAGGGGAGAGGUUGCAGAGAGAGGAGGCCCCAUUACCUUCAUCAGAAAAGGUUUCUUCACUAGAAGAGAGAGCAGAAAGGAGGAGAGAGAGGGCAGCUGUAAGGAGAGAAGCCUUGACCCUGAUUGACAGACACCUAGCAGCUCAUGCCCUGGAGCACCCAGACCUGGAAGAGCCAACACCUGCAGAGCUGCACCAGGAGCCGUGCCAGCCCGAGAAGGAGAUGGAGGCAGAGAUCCCGAAGAGGGUUGACCUCCGCACGAGGGAAAGGGCGCCAGCUGGAGAGACAGCAGAGGAAAAGAGGGCGAGAAGAACCAGGAGGAUAGACGAGUUAUGGCAAGAGAGGCAGAGGUUGGAGGCAGCGGGGGAGCUUCCGGAGCAGCAGGAGGAGAGGCAGAGAUCGGAGGCAGCAGGAGCACUCCCAGGUCAGCCACCCAGCGCGCCAGCUAGGGCCCCGGAGAUCCCUGAGAUGUGGAGGGACUUCUGGGAGCAGAGAGGAGAGGAGCUUCCUUCGCCAGUCAGAGUCGAGCUUGGGGUGGCAAGGAAGGUGGAAGAAAGGUUGGAUCGCAAAAUCAAGUUCCUGGCCAAGGCAACUUUUGACCGGCACUUGCUAUUGGAGAGCGAUCUGGCAGGAAAGAAGAUAAAGGAAGCAGGCCAUGGGGUACGCCUGGAGGCUAUGGAGGUGGAAAUCCAAGAACUCGGGGCAUUGGUGGCCAGUCAGGCAGCUAUCAUCGAGAGCCUGAGGCAGCGAUCUCAGGGAGAGGUGGACAAGCCAGAGAGCAGCCGUCAGGGAGAGCAGAGGCAGCCAGGACAUGGUUUGCCAGGACAGCCAUCUGUAGCAGAGACUAGCCAGGAGCCACCUAUGAGGUGUCAUCCUGGAGCCAGAGGAGGCGAGAGCUCAGAGGGAGGCAGAGAGAGAGGCCUUCGAGUUCAGAGCCCCUACUGAGCUCGCGACACUACCUAUAGCAGCGGCGGGCCCAGUCAUACCUUUGGCAGUUGAGGAGGGGCUACCACCAUCCAGCAGUGAGCCAGCUCAGGGCUCGGCAAAGGGAUCUA